Danaus chrysippus (African queen) is the source of this 771-nucleotide messenger RNA. The record is from the annotation of a GenBank genome assembly. Lineage: Eukaryota; Metazoa; Arthropoda; Insecta; Lepidoptera; Nymphalidae.
AUGGCGUCACUAGUGCUUUUAUUUAUUUUAUUUAAAUUCGUGUCCGGAAAUGAAAGCUAUGGAAGCAAUGGAAUCUUACACCAUCUGAAUAAUGGCAUAAAAUUUGCAAAAGACUUUUUAGGAUCGGAAUCUAUAACUAUGAAAGUUGCCGACUUCGUGGUUCGUGCCUUUCAAACCGAAAAACCAACAUUAAACAAGAGACGACCAAAUCAGGGAACUUUCGAGAGCAAUGAAGAUUAUUCAAAUGAAAAGCAAUCUUAUUACAACAUAGAUGAAGCUAAAUCUCCAACGUCACCUUUAAAACACAUCGUCAAACUUCUAGGUCUUCAGCCGAAUCAAAUAACUGCAGUGGCUGUCAAUGCUCUUAUAUUUGUAGCACAAAUGAUCACCACCUUUCUUGCUGGUCCUAAACACUCAAACAAACCACAAAGAUCCGACGAUCUCACCUCUUGGAUAUUAAACAAAAACUCAAGAAAGCUUCAAGAGAUUAUCGCGACCGCUAAGAAUGAUUCACUGCCCGACCUCAUUGAAGAUCUUAUCGACGAACAAGGAAACGACGAAGAAACAAGUUGCAUUCGUCUGUUAGUUUGCAAAAUAACUCCAUUCGUGAGCAAAAUGCAGGAAGCGGUGUUUGAUAAAGACAUUGUGAGAAGUAAUGAACAAACACGCGGGGCUUCAAUAAUGUACCAACAUUUACCGUCCUCCGAAGAAAUUCAUUCCAGAGGAGAAAUAUGCGAAAAGAAACAUAAAGAUUGCAGAUUAUACGACUAA